This is a messenger RNA of Protopolystoma xenopodis, 417 nucleotides long. The record is from the annotation of a GenBank genome assembly. NCBI's taxonomy places the organism in Eukaryota, Metazoa, Platyhelminthes, Monogenea, Polystomatidea, Polystomatidae.
AUACAGCAUCCCGUCCCUGUUCGCGCUGUUCAUAAUCUUGAGUCCUCCGAUUCAUCUACCUUCGGCUUGACUCUGAGCGGUCACCCCUCAGAGGCCACAUCCACCUUCAAAAUUUCGAACGUUGCAGAACACGAUGUUUUAUGGCCGACUAAUUUCAACUCAACUUGCCCUGAAUUUUUCACCGAGGCCCCUGCUUCUACUGCAAUUAUGCCUCUUCCUAAUACUACUUCUCCCACUUCACAUGCAAAGUCUCUACUCCCUGGAGCAACGUUGCCACCGCCUUCUCUGGACCAGCCUCCAAAUCUAUCUCCUGUGAUUCAGUCCCUACAAGCGCCCCCAACUCCACCCCCUAGAGUUCAUUGGCCUAAUAUAAUACAUUCCUCGGCGACGCUCAAUAUUCACUAUUGGAUACCCUAG